Arachis ipaensis is the source of this 513-nucleotide messenger RNA. The record is from RefSeq and is a predicted model, not a curated record. NCBI's taxonomy places the organism in Eukaryota, Viridiplantae, Streptophyta, Magnoliopsida, Fabales, Fabaceae.
AUGGAAACACUUGAUGUAUAUUACUCAUUAGUUACAAUUGAUCCACCUAGAAAAUGGAAAUUAGAAGAGAGGGACCUCUUUCUUUGCGGCUCUAGUGUCUUAUUUUGCAAGGCGGUGGAAGAGGCCUCCCCGUUCUCUUCACUGGAGCACGCAACAUCAUUCGCAAGAGACCUGUGGUUCAACACAUUACCAGUUCAGUCAUGGCUGGAUGCAUUCUCAGCACACAUGGACAUAGGUGAUGCUAUUACUAUAGCGCAUAGAGAAAUUAGGACAGUACGAUGUCUUAUGUCUGCUCGCAAAAGGGGAUUGCUUCAAUUCGGAACAAAGUACCGCAAGAAAUUCGGAUUCGGGUUCGUAACUAGCACGAACCUAUUUCUUUUGCAACAAAUACAGGAGGAGGUGAAGUAUCUAGUUGCUGACAGCCGGUUAGCUGAUCUUGGAAUAAGAUCUUUCCAAAGGUAUGAUUUGACAAGGCUAUCAUAUUAUUUGCUUCUUUUUAUUGCAUACUGUUGA